CCCGACCAUGGAACAACUUUUGUCCGUAUAUAAACCUGAGGGCAGUUUUCAGACGUAUAUUGAGGUUCUACUUUCUGUAUCCCUCAGUAUCUAUGCUUUGCUGCUGGGAUACAAAGGUCAUCAAGUGAUACAUCUCUCUCUCGCGCAUGAAUCCUGUAUACCUGAACCCUCCUCAAGCUCCUUCCUUUCCUCUUUUGGAGCGAAAGGAAGAUCAGACCAUGCAGUUCUUCAUUUCGCCUCAUCAAGAACCGCCGUCCCCACCGUCUUCUUCCUCUACGCUAUGUGCUUCUUGUGCAAACAGAACCGAAGAUCGAAGUCACGGUCCAUGUGGAAGAUCAGAAACUUCUGUAGAAAAGGCCGACCGACAUGGCGGAUCCAAACACAUGCGGCUUUUCCCAUCUUCGUCUUCGCUCCAGCCGAUGGUUAGCGAAAGCGAAACUAGCGAUCGAGGACAACAGAAGUCUUUUCCCUUCAAUGGCGGAAAUGGGGAGGAGGUCAGCAGAGAUUUCGGCAUCAAAUGGAUGCCCUUGAAAAUGAGGUUCAUGCAGAAGAUGAAGGACACAGCAUAUGGCAAUGGAUCUACAGAAGACGAGAGCCUGCAAGCUGGGGACGAGUUUGCAAAGAACCAUCAUCGGCAAGAUCGUACCGAGAUUAGGUUUUCGAGUAGCGGCAACAACGCCAUAAGGGUGUGUGCAGAUUGCAACACGACCACGACCCCUCUUUGGAGGAGUGGCCCUCGAGGCCCCAAGUCUCUUUGCAAUGCAUGCGGGAUUCGCCAGAGGAAGGCAAGACGAGCCAUGGAAGAAGCUACUGCAGCAGCCGCCGCCGGGGGGCAGCGGCUGCGACAACCGACCCAACCUCAGCGCGGUUGAAAGGGCACAACAAGGAAAAGAAAUCACGCGCAGGUCAUGCUGGACAAAUAUGCAAGAAACAAAGCAAGCAAUCCGCCAAUCAAGCCGAUUCUUCCUCUCGCGGCGAAAAGAAGCUCUUCUUCGGGGAUUUCACCCUAGGGCUGAGCAAAAG
This is a messenger RNA of Rhodamnia argentea, 1023 nucleotides long. RefSeq names its product protein CYTOKININ-RESPONSIVE GATA TRANSCRIPTION FACTOR 1-like. The record is from RefSeq and is a predicted model, not a curated record. NCBI's taxonomy places the organism in Eukaryota, Viridiplantae, Streptophyta, Magnoliopsida, Myrtales, Myrtaceae. Gene Ontology annotation, biological process: regulation of DNA-templated transcription. Gene Ontology annotation, molecular function: sequence-specific DNA binding; zinc ion binding.